Molecule: messenger RNA, 3130 nt
Organism: Cryptomeria japonica (Japanese cedar)
Lineage: Eukaryota; Viridiplantae; Streptophyta; Pinopsida; Cupressales; Cupressaceae
Product: G-type lectin S-receptor-like serine/threonine-protein kinase SD2-5
Exons: 3
Coding region: 234-2933 (899 amino acids)
Biological process (GO): protein phosphorylation
Molecular function (GO): ATP binding; protein serine/threonine kinase activity
Source: RefSeq, a predicted model, not a curated record
CCCCUCAAUUACGCUACUCAGUUGGGUGGACAACCAGAUUACUUGUGAAGUCUUCGUUACAGCGAAAACAGUUAUUUAUAUCCUUUUUCUGAAAUAUUGGUUCUUCCAUUUAUAUAAUAGCCGACACCAAGAUUGUCAAAGGCAACAUUGGACCAGAAUGCGCAAAAUCAUCUGAAAGCCAAAAGGAGAAGAUAAGGAAACUGAAUUCAUGAUUGCUUGUAAAAGUUUGGGCCAUGGGGUAUCUGAGAGUUCUGUGCGGUUUGGUUUUUGUGUGUUUGAUCAAUCUCUGUGAAGCGAGGAUUUUUGUGUUGCCUUCCAAUUGGACUGUGGUCAAUAAUUCGAGCCUUCCAACCUACAGUACAGAGCAGGGGACAUUCAGGGCCGUCACAGAUGGCGAGGGGAAUGCCAUAAUGAGUGAGGAUUACAGAUUUGGGUUUGGAUUCAUCAAUGCUAAUUCUUCUGGUGAUUUUAUUCUCUCCAUCGUUUUGGGUGUCAAUAUCACAUCUUCAGAUCUUGGAACUGAGAUUUGGACAGCGAAUAGGCAGAGGACUGUUGCAGAAGAUGCAGUCCUGAGUCUGGGGAGUAGUGGGGAUAUCGUAUUGGAGGAUACAGAUGGAACAGUGGCCUGGAAUAUCAGCACUGGUAAGACCCAAAACAAGGCCAUUGCAAUGCAGAUUUCAGGUAAUUUGCAGAUCUAUAAUACUACAAAUUCUUCACUUUUUUCGAGUUCUAGUCUUGUAUGGCAGAGUUGGGACCAUCCCACACACACCCUCUUACCUGGGCAGGAGCUAAAGACGGGCAAUACAUUGGUAUCUAAUUACUCUGCAACUAGUGCCAGCCAAGGGUCCUAUAAGUUGGUUAUGGAGCCUGGAGGGAUGGUCCUGUACUACAAAAGCAAGUUUUAUGAGCCUUAUUGGUCUCUGGGGUUGUCUGGAUUGGAUUAUGAAGGCAUUCUAAGGCCAUGUUUCUACACUUACUCCUCUCAGAAUGCCAAGGCUGUGUAUACAGGAAUGGAAUUACAAAUUUUAUACAAUCAGACUAUUGCCAAUUCGUCUACGUCUUGCUCAAAUGGUACCAAUUUUUUGCAUCUGGAACCUGCCCUUAAUGACACUCAAUACAGGUUCAUGAGGCUGGACAGUGAUGGUAACCUUAGGUCAUACAGGGUUCUUCAAACGACAUGGCCAGGCACAAGCAACAAUUUUUCAGCAUGGGUUCCAGACUUUGGGUUAGAUCAAUCUGAUAAGUGUGUUCUUCCAAAAGUUUGUGGACCUUAUGGCAUCUGUAUGAAUGGCCAGUGCAGCUGUCCAGGUUCUGGAACUCCUGAUAAUUUUGAUCAAAUUCAGAAUUUGGAUGUCACCCAAGGAUGUUACAGCCGUUCAGGUGAACCGGAUUGCAACCUAACUUCUGCUGGUCAGCAUUUUUUGCUUAUCGAUGAAGCAGAUUACUACCUUAAUGAGUUCUUCCAACCUCUGAGUAAUGUUUCUACUAUUGAUAACUGUAGGGCAAUGUGCUCAUCCAAUUGCUCUUGCACGGCAGCCUUCUUCCACAAUAGCUCUGCUUCAUGUUACCUGACAACUGGCCCAUUGAACUCCAUGAAAUCUAUGUCAAACCAGACAUACAAAGCUUAUAUCAAGGUCCAGAAUGCCAUGCCACGAAUCUUUACUUCAGCCUCGAAUUCCUUCAGUAAUGGCGUCGUAGCAGGGAUAACAGUAGGCUCAGCUGCAGCAGCUCUCUUCAUGUGCCUGAUCAUUUUUGUAAUCAUUCACCACAUGAGAAAAAGCAAAGCCAAUAGGGAUGACAUAUGUGAGGAGCUUGAUCCCGAAGAAAUGGAAGAGGAAGCAUUCUUGAAAACCCUUCCAGGCCUUCCCCCCAGAUUCACAUAUCAUGAACUCAAGGAAGCCACUGACAACUUUAGCAAAAAGCUUGGAACGGGAGGAUUUGGAUCAGUCUAUGAAGGAAUUCUUAAGGAUAAUAGCAGAGUCGCAGUGAAAAAAUUAGAUGGUCCAAGGCAAGGAUAUAAGGAAUUCAGAGCUGAAGUUGCAACAGUAGGCAGUAUAAGCCAUGUGAACUUGGUAAGACUCAGAGGAUUUUGUGCAUACUGUAAGAAAAGGUUAUUGGUUUAUGAGCUUUUAGAAAAUGGGUCUCUGGAUAAGUGGUUGUUCCCACCCAGAACAGGAAGCCCAGGAAGUCCAAAUUCAGAAGAAAACAGCAAUACUUUUUUAACAUGGGAACAACGGCACAAUGUUGCCAUAGGAACUGCCAGAGGCUUGGCCUAUCUCCAUGAGCAAUGCAGGGAGCCCAUUAUGCACUUAGACAUAAAACCUCAAAAUAUUCUCCUGGACAAGAAUUUCAUGCCCAAAGUCUCUGAUUUUGGCAUGUCUAAGCUCCUCAACGAGGACAUAACCCAAAUUGUAACAGCAGUGAGAGGGACACCUGGUUACCUUGCUCCCGAAUGGCUAAAGCACUCCAUUGCCACUAAAAAAUGUGAUGUCUACAGCUUUGGGAUGGUGUUGCUAGAAUUGGUGUCUGGCAGAAGGAAUUUUGAUCCUUCUGCUUCUGAUCCUCGCCUCUGUUAUUUCCCUGCAUGGGCGAUGCUCAGGGCCCUGGAAGGUAGGUACCUGGAUCUGGCAGACACGAGGCUUGAGAAUACUGUUGAUAGGGAGGCUGUUAUCAGGAUGACUAAGGUGGCAUUCUGGUGUAUUCAGGAUGAUCCCAACAAGAGGCCAUGGAUGAGUGUUGCAUUGAAGAUGUUGGAAGGGGAAUGGGAUGUCCCUGAUGCACCUUUAUGGCUGUUGCGGAGGGGCCCCGAGUUCUUGGAAGGAUAUGGGUAUGAACCUACGGAGAGAGGUGAGGAGGAUUUGUUGCUUGGAAAUGAGAAAAUCUAUGAUUCCAUUGCCGCAGUAUCCUUCACAGAGCUAUCCGGUCCAAGAUAAUGACGUCUAGUUGUUCUUGAAAGUUUUUUCUAUAUAAUCAGCGCAGCAGAAGAUGGGAAGUUGGAUGCCAACUUUGAGGUAGAAGCUGGAGAGCUAUGGGCACUAGCAUAGUUAGCAUAGGUAGAAAUCAUCCUGCCCGUUGGACAAAACUGUGAAACCAUCUAUAGUUAUGUAAUCUGGAAAGUUUCCAUCCUGAA